UUGGCAGCAUUGUAGUAAGUAGGUUCUGGGUUCAAAUCCCGGUCUGGGGUGUCUGUGCAUGGAGUUUGCAUGUUCUCACUGUGCGUGCGUGGGUUCUCUUCAGGUACUCCCUGGCUUCCUCCCACCGUCCAAAAAUAUGAUUGGACUGUCCAAACUGCCCAUAGGUGUGUGCCUCCAUGUUGGCCUGUGAUGGACUGGAGACAUGUGCAGAGAGUAGUAGGCAAUGGAUGGAUGGAUAACAGAAGUAGAAAUAAUAUUUCAUUUCCACCCAGAGAAUAAGUAGCUUUACAUUUACGUUUGAAUAACUCUUGUCCUACAUGUCUAGUCAGAUGGUUAGUGCUGGACCCUUCUGAGGGGCAGUUUGAUCUCCCCAUUCAUACAUUUAGAGUUAUACAUAUACAAAAAGGCACAAACAGAAAUAAAGUUGCAGUAUAACCCAAUGGCAAAAAUAUGCACACCCUUAAAUUAAAACUUGCCCAUUCUGCCAUGCAAAACCUCAGAUUGCAAGAACCUCUCUUGCCAUUUCGUUGUUGAUUUGGGUGCAGUGUUGGACUUACUGACGCUGAAAAUAAAACCUCUCUCCAUCUUUCUGCUCCCUGGCAAACAUUCACAGUUUGGGGGUAAAUAAGACAUUUGCAACUUUUCAUUUGAUGAAAAGCAACACCAGAGACUGAUGCUGCCACCACCAUGUUUCACCGGGAUGUGGAGUUCUUCUGUUGAUACUCAGUGUUGUCUUUGUGCCAAACAUACUUUUUGUUACGUUAGAUCAUAGCACUUUUUCCCACAAGGUUUUUUCGAAUAUUCCUGCCAGGUCUGGACGUUCUCAGGAUGUUUUCAGGAUGUUUUACUCCUUCAACCCGACUAAUUUUGGAAAUUGCCACAUGUUCAGAGUUUCUUUGGCCCUCAUGGCAGCCUCCCUGACCAGUUAAAGGCUUUUGUUCUUAUGUUCCCCCAUUAUCAAUACUAUAAGCGAGUAAAGAUGAUGGACAGGUGUCUUAUAUUGUUUACGUCGCAGUAACCUGACAGUUUUACACAUGAGUGGAGAUCUACUGUAGCACCUGUGUUCACGUGGUCCUGGUGUUCUUCCCUGGUUAAAAAGCAAGCUGAACAGAAGCCUUGCUCCCAGUCCAGCCUGUUAGUUGAUGCUUAUGACUUCAUGGUGCUAUACCUCCCUCUGUUCACUGUGGGUAGAAAACUAAAAACAACACAUCUAAGCACAGAAACGGUGAUAAUUAGAUGACUGUAAAGGUGAUAGCAAUAUGUUCCUGGCAUAUAUUAGCUGCAUUACAGAUACAGUUUAAUUGCUUUUUGACCAUCGUGCUUCUCUUUUAAUGACCGCAUCCAUUUUGAGCAGGACAGUGGCCACACUAACCAGCCACAUUAUGACAGAAUCAGAAGCUUCUGGGGCGGGGAAGCCCCCCUCGUCCUACAUGAUUUUUGUGGUGGUCUUCCUCUUCUUCCUGACUGGACUGCUGGGCUUCCUUAUCUGCCACCUCCUGAAGAAGAAGGGCUAUCGCUGCAGAACUGGAGACCUGGAAGAUGAAGAGGACAAGCUAGGGGAAGAUGAAGAUGAUGAGAACGAUGAGAACCAGGACACCGUGGAGCAGAUUCUUAAGUGUAUCAUGGAAAAUGAAGCCAACAUGGAGGCCUUCAAUGAGAUGUUGGGAAACCAUAACGUCUGUGUCCGACAUGAUCCAAGGUUACGAAAGGAGUCCAUUGGUGGUGUUCCUCCCCAUCACCAUACAGUCCACUCAGGCACCGACCACAACUCCUGCCUCCUCUGCACUCAAGUUCGAGCGAAAAAGGGCCGCAGACAAAGCAGAACACCCCGUUUCAAGAAACCUGGAGAGCAGACAGUUUUUUCUGUUGGGAGGUUUCACGUGACACACUCUGCUAAGAAGCCCCAGGGAGGUUCUAAUCGAUUGGCUGUAUCGGGGGACCAGUUGGACCAGUCCCAAGACAGUGACGAGAGAAAGGAGGAUGGAUAUAAUCUAAAAAAUAUGUUUAAGGAAGUCCAACCACCUUCAGAUGGUACCAAUGGUGUUGCUGCAAACGUGGGGAAGAGAAAGAAGAGUCUGACCAUAUUUGGGCUAAGGCGGGGCAGUGAUCCUUUAGGAUUGAGAGUAAAAGACAGGGCAUGGAGAGAGACUGGGGGGAUUAGAUUUGCUGCUCAGAGGCCACCUGUAGUGCUGGAGGAACCUGUACAGGCAGAGAAGGUUGAGGCUUGUCCAGAGUCUGGCACUAAACCUGGUGCCAAGCGGAAUACUGAGCCUGCUUCAGUUCAGUUUGAAGGUAAAACUUCAAUUCUAAAACGAUCCCCAAAGUCUAACUCUGGACCCCAGGAAGGUUCCAAACUUGAACUUAGUUCUGACCUGCAAGAAAAGAUGAGUACAGGAGCCUCCGCCCCCACCUCCCUGCCUAUUUCACAUGCCAAAUCUGAAACUGUCGACAAUAAGGUAUUAAAAAUGGAAGAUCCUGGACCACUACAGACCUCAACCCCCAUUGACACCACACCUGCACCAGUUCUAGGUUUCACCUCUGUCUUGUCCACUGGUCAGUCCCAUUUGAACAAAGACUUUAUGGCUGUCCGAGCUUUGUCUGACCCAUGUUCCAGCCCAGAUCCAGAACCGGCCAUCAGUGGUGGCCUCGCUUUAAUAAGCUUAGGUUCAUCUCCUGCAACUUCUUUCCUAAACAAGACCUUUUCAUCGGUCUCUUCUUUAAAAACACCUACCUCAUCCCUGACUGAGUCACCAAGCCCCAAAAGCAGCUUAAGAAAGACAACAACAGAGGUGACCAAUACCAUACUGUCGUCACCACUAGAACCAAGUUCUUCUCCAACCGCAGCUUCACCUUAUCCAAUCCUAAUGUCAGAAAGGUUUUCCGUCAGAUCUGCAACCCAAGGAAACACAGUUCCAAGUUCAUUAUCUAUAAAGGAACACAAGCUAGAAGAACAAAAUAUAGAAAAAAAGAGGCCUGGAAUCCUAAAAACAUCAAAGCUGUCUCCAGUUGCCACAGGAGAACCAAUCUCUUCUUCUGAACAGAUGUUGAAGGACAGACUGAGCAGUCUGCCUUUGUCACCCUCCAGCCCGUUGUCCCCAUCCUCACUUCAAGGGAGUAGAAUAAGUAGUGUAACAAUUGUCAAAGCCAGUCCUGAUAGCAAGAGAGAGUUUUCUGUCAUCACUAUGGUGGACAAAGAAGAUGUUACAGUGGACCAGAAAGGAGAGAGUGCUGAAAUUCCAUUCAAAUCAGAGAAAGGCCAAAUGAGCUCAGCUAUUGGAAAGCAACAAGAGAUUCUUGUCGGUGAAUCUGAAGUUCAUCGCAGAGGAACCUCAGGAGCAGAAACUAGCUCAUUUCUAGGUCAAGACAAGGAGGACAUGAUGGAGAUGGAAGAUAUUAGGGAUUGCAAGGUGACACAGAUGGAUGUAGGCAAGGAGUCGAGAGAGGAGAUGUUGGGUAAUCAAUCAGAACAGAACCAAGACGGAACGUCUCAAGAUGAUGAAGAGUUUGCUGCAUCCUGUAGUGAUUCAAGAGGAGAGAAAAGUCGUACCACAAACUGAACUACUAUGUAAUAAUAUAAAUGACAAAAUAUGAUAAUCAACAGUUUUUUAUUCACUUAAUGACAGAUGAUGUGAAGAUUUUCACCCUUUUUUUAGCCACCAGACUGGAAUAUUGGUUGGAGUAAAAGUUAUGGUUUGUUUGUCAUUUUAGUUCUUCCAGUUUGCCACUAAUACCACCACCCAAUGUUGUUGGGCUAUGUAUGAACAAUGACACUGGCAUCAUCACCUGACCAGCAGUGUAAGAGUUUCACUGAAUGUCCUGAAAUGUCUCUAUAAAUACCAGAGAGAUGGGAGCAAACUUUCUUCACACACCUAUGGGAUGCUGUCAUUCUGUAGUCCUUCCACAACACAGCACGGUUGUCUCUCAAUCUAAGAUUUUCCCUUAGUACCAUCCCAUGCAUUGUCAGAUAUUCACACCUGUUCCAAAGGAAGCUAUCUAGAGCCCAUCUCUACAUAACCAUUAAGAAUAUCUGUGCAACUAGAAUCAUCCACUAAAUACUUCCUGCCACAGUUGAUAACUCCAUCACAUGUAGGACAUGCUUCAGGGACGGUGUCCACACAGUACAGCUUCAUUUAGUGGAACAGUGAUAGCAGAGGCAGCAACAAGUCAGUGUUUUGCCAGUCAUAUGCAAGUCUCAAGUGUUUUUAUCAUGUCUUAAAGCAAGUCCCAAGUAAAGACCUUCAGGUACCAAGAUGAGAUCUGGAAGUCCAGAGUCAAAUCCAAGUCUUAAACUUUGAAUUUUUGAGUCCUUAUCCAGUGACUUAACCAAAUAUGUAAAUCAGUUAUAGAAUAAUGAUACAUGAUUUGAACUAAUCAUGACUGCUUAAUAAAAGGUAAAUUUAUUUAUACAUGAAGUUACGCAGCCGAUUAAACUACACAGAUAAGGAUCAAAAAUAAAAAGUGAUAAUUUUGAAUCUGACAGCAAAUAACCCAGGACUCCAAAAAAGGAUUAGUGUUUUUUACUAUACAGCUAGACCUCUCUUGAAAUCAAACACUGACUAUAAAAUGAAAUAUAUUUAAUUUUAGGGUGUCGUUAUCCCAAAGUGUCAGACUAUAGAUGCAUGUUCAAUGUACAAACUAAAUAAAAAAAUGCAAAAAACAAAAGCUGCUUCACAAAAUAUAGUUUUAAAGCCACUUGUUUAUUUUGGUGGAGGAAAUGUCUGUGUCCUGUUUGUGAAUGUGUGUGCGGGAUGAAAAAUGAGAGAGGAAUAAACUCAAUACUUUGUGCACUAUGUAGUGAUAGUAUGAUGCUAUCGUAGCUGAAAACUGGUUCCACGCGCCUGAUGGCAGUGAAGCUUUCUUUUAUCAUUGCACAGAAAAAGAGGUCUUUUUGUCAUUCAUCUAUGCCAGCAUAUGGACGUUUGAUGUAGUGCUGGAAUGGUACCAACAGUCUUCUUCUGCCAUUUAUAAUAUGCAUAUAUGUAUAUACAUGUAUACGCUCAAAUCUCUUCAUGCACACAGAUAGUGACAGCAAAUCGGACGCAGCCAGACAUUCCGAUUUAAACCUUUUGCUGUUGCCAGGACCCGGAUAACUGAGAAUUUGCACAGACAAUCAAGAUAGUAGGGUCCCAAAUAGCAUAUAUUGAAAACUGUUUUUGCAAAUGUCUUCUGCCCCGUUUUAUUUCUUUAUGCUUUGCUUCUGAGGAGCCAGGACUUCCUUUACCGUUUUCAUUGGUUUUCCAGUAACUGUUUUUGUUUUGAUAUUUUAAUUCAUGUUCUAUCCAGUUUCUUUCCCGGAUCAAGAGAUGUAACCCAUUAAACACUGAUCUCUAAAUUACUCAAGCAUCCAGAGGCCCAUGUUCCAGCAAAACUCAAGAUUCCUCUGUGAUGUGGCUGCAAAGCACAGAGCCCCUGACCUCUCACCCACUGUGCUCUGGGGCCACCUUCUUUAACAGCAGUAGGUUUUACCUUGGUAGGUUGAAAUCCCAGGAAAGACCUUCCACAUGCCACACCAGAUGCUUUCAAAUCAUUAUUUGCAUGAGCCAAUUACAUGUGCUCUGACACAUCUGCCUCCUAAUCAGUUGAAAGCUGUUGACAUGGAAUUGGGGGAGACCCACAAACUCUGAUCUGAUUCAACAGGCAGUCAGAGAAAUGUAAGAACCAUGUAUUGUAAAGGUGAGAUGGGAUUUUAGAACAAGUGUGCUAUAAACACCUGCAGCUCAGAUCCAUGGGCUGCAAUCAGAGCAGUGCCACUUUAUGAUCCAUCAGUGUCAGCGUUUAAUCGGAAAUACACAUUUAUCUGUAGAAUCUGGUGCAGAUAGCCAGGUUUUUAGGCAGUAAACAAAAGUCAUAAAGUCUAUAGAUUUUCCCCCCCAAUAUUUUCCAGGUCAGGAUAAGCCUGACAAAAGAAAAAAGGAGUAUAGAAAAAAGGGGUAUUUCCACACUUUAAUGUCCUCUAAGCAAAGAGAUGAAAAUCGCAAAACUACCUGGUCCAAGCUAAUUAUACUGAUUGCCUCAGACGUUUGCAUCCACCUUGAGAUAGUUGCCAUAUUCUCAGCUGCUAUCCUCAUUUACUACCUUAAAUCUAUCUUCAACAUAACUGCAGGAAAUCCUUAGUGCAUGUGUCAUGGACAAAUAUUUCUCAUCAGCCAGACAAGGGGCGAUUUUGUAAUUUUGGUACCAAAAACGUUGUUAGGAAUACAACAGAGAAAGAUUGGUUCUUGUCUUAUUUCCUUCAUUAUGCUCAAUCUGUGAUUUGUAAUGGCACAUGCAGUGUACAUAUUUGUAACCUGAUAAUGGCAGAAAGGUUUGGUGUAAAAUUAAAUUGAACUUUUGUAUUUAUCCAAUAAAAUCUGUGAAAAAUCUACCAA
Messenger RNA from Fundulus heteroclitus (mummichog), 6368 nucleotides. It is a transcript of the gene rell2, whose product is annotated as RELT like 2. Lineage: Eukaryota; Metazoa; Chordata; Actinopteri; Cyprinodontiformes; Fundulidae. The transcript is spliced from 5 exons. The record is from RefSeq and is a predicted model, not a curated record. Bases 1332 to 3557 code for a protein of 741 amino acids. Gene Ontology annotation, biological process: positive regulation of cell-substrate adhesion; positive regulation of p38MAPK cascade.